Paramecium pentaurelia is the source of this 2205-nucleotide messenger RNA. Lineage: Eukaryota; Ciliophora; Oligohymenophorea; Peniculida; Parameciidae. The record is from the annotation of a GenBank genome assembly.
AAUGAGUAGUGCUGUUACAAGGGCAGGUUAAAAGGUAUUAGAUUUAACUUUUAAGGUAGUGGAAAGAAUUUUGGGGUUAAUAAAUAACUAAGAAUACCUAAUUAGAGGAGAAAAAGAGUGAAGCUUAUGAAUUAAACAAUUAUUUUUAAAUGGCUGAAAGAACAUUAGUUACAAUCAGCUAAUGUCAUUCAUGUAUAAUAAAAAUGUAUAUGAAGAAUUAUAAAUACAAUACAAUCAAUGUGCAAUGAUAGUGACUAAAAUAUAUGAACAUGAAUUAGGAUCUAAUAAACUAAUUGCAAAUAAUCUUGUAAAGAUGUUCUAAAAGAUAUCUGAAUUACAUGGUGAAAAGGUGACACCCAUUUAUUAGUUGAAACUUGAAAUAAAGCCGUGGUUUGACACUAUGGAAUAGUUAAAGAUCUUAUUGGAAAGAUAUUAGGAAGAUAGAUUGAUAUAUGAUCAUUAUAAGUUAAAAAUGAAAGAGUUGUAAAAUAGUAAGGAUUCAGAUAAGACCAAUAGAGUAUCAAUUAUUAAUUAAUAUAGAAUGAAAAAAAAUUAGAGAAAGCAACUACAGCUUACUAAAAUAUUUGUAUUGAUAUGAUUGGGAAAAUGGAUAACAUAAUCUCAAACAAAAUAAGGAUGAUGAAUGUUCUAUUAUCCUCAAUUAUUAGCAUAGAACAUGAUGUUUCUACCUAAGAAAGCAAAUUAUAUCAUGAAUGUUUAGAUUUUGACAAAGAAUUUUCAAAUGGUAAUCAAACUAAAUCAGUUUAACCAGAAAAUUAAGAAUAGGAAAAUAACUUUAUUAACAAAACUAGAAAAUUAUUAAAUUUAUAACCUGCUUUAGAUAGUAAAUAAAAUGAAAAAUAACACCAAAUCAAACAACCAUAAUUUGGGGAAACGCCUACACCAAAUCCGGAUAAUGAUCCAUUUGAAGAUUUUAAUAGAGUUUCAGCUUAAUUUGCUGUAGAAUUAAAAGAUGAUUCUGAAUCACCAGCAUUAUGUAAGGAUUCUAGAGCUUCUAAGUAAAACUAAUAAUAAACGAGAUCAUAAAUUUAAUAAUAAUAAGAAUAAUUUUACUAGACAAUUAAACACUAAAGAAAGUAGUUAGAACAAUCAGAUAUUAAGCAAUCAAAUUAAACUGAUCUAAAUCAAGGAUUCUCAAAUCCAUUUGCAACACCAUAACAACAAUAACAAUAAUAAUAAUAAUAAUAAUAAUAAUAAUAAUAAUAAUAAUAAUAAUAAUAAUAAUAAUAAUAAUAAUAAUAAUAAUAAUAAUAAUAAUAAUAAUAAUAAUAAUAAUAAUAAUAAUAAUAAUAAUAAUAAUAAUAAUAAUAAUAAUAAUAAUAAUAAUAAUAAUAAUAAUAAUAAUAAUAAUAAUAAUAAUAAUAAUAAUAAUAAUAAUAAUAAUAAUAAUAAUAAUAAUAAUAAUAAUAAUAAUAAUAAUAAUAAUAAUAAUAAUAAUAAUAAUAAUAAUAAUAAUAAUAAUAAUAAUAAUAAUAAUAAUAAUAAUAAUAAUAAUAAUAAUAAUAAUAAUAAUAAUAAUAAUAAUAAUAAUAAUAAUAAUAAUAAUAAUAAUAAUAAUAAUAAUAAUAAUAAUAAUAAUAAUAAUAAUAAUAAUAAUAAUAAUAAUAAUAAUAAUAAUAAUAAUAAUAAUAAUAAUAAUAAUAAUAAUAAUAAUAAUAAUAAUAAUAAUAAUAAUAAUAAUAAUAAUAAUAAUAAUAAUAAUAAUAAUAAUAAUAAUAAUAAUAAUAAUAAUAAUAAUAAUAAUAAUAAUAAUAAUAAUAAUAAUAAUAAUAAUAAUAAUAAUAACAAUAACAAUAAUAAUAAUAACAAUAAUAAUAAUAACAAUAAUAACAAUAAUAAGAUUUUAGACUUAGUUAAUCUAUGGUUAUUUAAUCCAAUACAGGUUGGAAUCCUUUUAAUGAAGGUUAAAAUAAUCAACAAUCUUUUAAAAAAGGUAUUAGAAAUCCAUUUGAUGAUGAAGUUGAUGAUACCUAUGUUCAAUAAUAAUAAAUUCAAAAUCCAUAAAUACAAAUUCAUUCAUAAAUCCUAUCAUCUAGAUCUAAUAAUCCAUUUGCAAAUGAAACUAAUUAAUAAGUUCCUCCAAGAAUGUUUUAAACUUAUUAACCAAGCAAUCCAUUUGCUGAUCAUAGUAAUGAGUAUUAAAAGUAGCCAAAUUAAAAUACAUCAAAGAAUCCUUUCAUUUGA